UUGCCAGUGAGGAGGCGGCGCAGAAGGCAACUUACCAAGGCAGCAAAGUCAUCCAGAUUACCACCAUUGGGACUUAUACAGCUGGGGAGCUGUAGACUGUGCAUGACCAUGGUCGAGUCCCUCCUUGAGACUGUUCCUCCUUCCGAGUGUACGUGCGAUGUUGCGGUCGACGAGGGCGUCGAUGGUCGAGUCGAGUGUCGGGAAGAAGCCGAGUGCGGGUGGGGAUUGGCCACUAUUGUGGAUGCAUAGUAAAUCUGCUGCGCUGAGGGUGGUUGAGAUUGAAGCUGAGGUUGGUGCUGGAAUUGAUGUUGCUGGUGUUGCGGUGGAUUCCUUGGGUUCAGGACGGCCUCACAAGGCGCUCCCCCCGUCCGACUUUGUGGUUGUCUCCCAAGGCUGUUGUAGGUUGACGCAAGCACAUGGUUGGCAUGAUGGUACGCCGUACUCAUGCUGUCCUCUGCCGGCGGCGUUCGAAGCCCGCCCGUGUGAAGGGCAGCUUCGUCAGCCAGAGAGGCUUCUUGCACCUUCUGCAGACUUAAGGGUGGAGGGGCACCUCUUCGUGACUGAUGCAAUAAGGAAUGUGCCGGAGAUGGGAGGUGCGGAUGUAGAGCCGAGCGGACGGUCGAGACUGCCGAAGACAUUGGGGGUAAUUAUUAGAAUUCGGAGGGUGAUCGUGCAAAUUGUGAGAGAGGAAGGCGGGUUAGGGACGGCAGAUGGCAAGGCUGUUCCUGUUGUUCGAGAUUGUUGGGUAGUGAAGGAUGUGUGACCGAAGCGAAGGUGCGAGGUGAAGUCGUCUCCGAAAUCUUCUCCAUUCGCUAGCAACCGUUCUUCACUUGCUUCCAACCAACUUCAGCUUCCCGCGGCGUGGGUAUUAUAGUUGCAAGACUGCAGAGUCCUUUCUCGUCAAACAUUCAUAUGUGAGCCAUGUCGUGUGGAACCAAACUCUUGGGCGUUGGUUGAGGAACUCAGUUCAGACGUUGCUGGUGAUAUAUCGCGGCGGCCGGUGGUUGAGUUGCAGCU
Messenger RNA from Pseudomassariella vexata, 1017 nucleotides. RefSeq lists its product as uncharacterized. Lineage: Eukaryota; Fungi; Ascomycota; Sordariomycetes; Amphisphaeriales; Pseudomassariaceae. The record is from RefSeq and is a predicted model, not a curated record. The transcript has a single exon. The coding region runs from base 158 to 763 and encodes 201 amino acids.